Messenger RNA from Ceraceosorus bombacis, 2523 nucleotides. NCBI's taxonomy places the organism in Eukaryota, Fungi, Basidiomycota, Exobasidiomycetes, Ceraceosorales, Ceraceosoraceae. The record is from the annotation of a GenBank genome assembly.
AUGUCUGCGCCAUUCGGUGCUCUGCCUACGGGCUCACUGAUCAUCAAGGCUUCCUGCGAUGAGAGGCUCAAGAGGCUGGCAUUUGGCCCCCCGCUCGAGGCCCUCAGACAUGUAGAAGUGAGGGAACGCGUGGCGGAAAUUUUGCAGCUGGACGAUGCUACACCUUUCGCAGUAUGCUGGAACGACGACGAUGGCGAGACGGUGCGUUGUCCGAGAUACGGUUUGCCGGUAUUGAGGGUUCAAUUCAGCUAAGUUCUUUUGCCCCACAUACCCUCCGCCCCCGUCUCCUGAACUGCCCUCUAGUGCGAGAUCGAGUCAGAUGCCGAUCUGCGAGAAGCUCUCAUCUAUCACGCCCCUUCAGAUCCUGCAAGGUUACACGAGACGGUAACCAUGCGCGUCGUGGUCCGCAUCGACGCCGCCAUCGACUUCAGCGACUUCAGCAGCAACUCUUCAGCUUUUGCCGCACCGAGGAGUACGCGAUCUGCGGUGCGUCUGCACCUCUAGCUCCGACGACUCUAUACUAAGCUGAAUUGUACGACUUUCUUCCUCGUCUGCGCAGAGCCUAGCAGGAAGCUUCUAUCGCCCGCCUCCUCCACCUUCGCCGCCUUCAUUCUUUGCAAAUAGCGAGGCAGACGUGGAUGAGGACGAAGCCAGAAGCGCGUGGGCUAGUACAUCAGCGGGGAGUAUCGCAAACAAAGCCUCUUCUACGUCAUCGGCGUCAGAUUGGAGCUACGUCGACCAAGACCGCGAGGAGCGAGAUUCUUCGUCUCUCGCUAGCUGGUCUCGCGACGGCGCGUCCACAGACUAUGCGCUUCAAAGCGGUUCAUCCAAUGACAGUGCGAUCGAUGUCCUGGAGGCGACUUGGGAAAGGGCGCGAAACGGACGAGCGCAGCCGCCUGGCCCGACAUCUAAUGGUCUGGACCUGUUGAGCUGGCGAAAUGCGCUGCCUUCGCGCUCCAGGUCAUCGUCAUCUUCAUCGGGCUCGGACGCGACGGAAGCCGGUCGUUCUCCGCGCUCCAACAUUGCUGCGCUCGAUGCCUUGAGGUUGCAGUCUCGUGCCCUGGCUCAAAGCGCAGGGCAAGCACCACACCUCGGAGUCACAUGUUCGACGUGUGGAAUCCAGCCAAUCAGAGGACCUAGAUUUCAUUGCACCGAGUGCCCCGAAGGUGUAGAUCUCGUAAGUUGAUCUGUUUGAAAAACUCUUCGACGACCGUCUUAUACUCCCCCCUUCUGCAGUGCACGCCUUGCGAGGCAGCUUCCCAAUUCACUAGUGCAGCCGGUCACUCUGCCUCGCAUGCUAUGCUCAAAGUUCAAACGCCAAUCAGCUCUGUUAGUGUAGCUUCGGCGCUUGGCACUGCACUGAUGUCUACCCAACAGCGAUUGUACGCCGAAGCAGCCUCUGCGGGAGUGCGUGGAGCCCCUCCAGCCUUUCAGCAGAGCUUCGACGCAGCAGGCAACGAGCUGCGCGUGCCGGGAGAGUGGAACAGUGCGAAUUUCGCACGCGACACGUCAGCUACGUGCGAUUACUGCAAUGGCAAUCUGGAAGAUGUGCGCUUUCUGUGCGCAAAUUGUCCCCUCCAGAUCAAUAACGGCGAAGGUUACAAUCUUUGUCAGACUUGCGAGAGACACUCAUUACAGGUCGGUUUGAGGCGCUUCUGCACAAUUCGAAGUUCGAGACUCUGAGCUGAAUGCGCUACUUUUCAUGCAUGCAUCACCAGUGCCAUGACCCAGCUCAUUUCUUCUUGAAGAUAAGGAUACCUAGAGGACAGCCUGCGCAACUCAGGCUCGAUGCUCACAUGCACGAUUUCCGAGAAGCCCUCUUGCCGAUGCUGUACAAGGAUUUGGUCGGGGACGAGUCCGCGUCCUCUGCAGGCAGUAGCAGUGGUGCGAGCAACACGAUUUUGAACUACAGAAUGGCUCGAGAACUUUUUGCUCGGGGGCAGAGAGACGCUCCAUCUGCCAAUGCGCAAGCAGCCUGGCCCAAUGCAUCUUCUUCGACGACGCUAGUGCCAUUUGGACAGCGUCAAUUGCCCGACUUGCCCGGCUCAAUCCGGGCUCGCAUAGGCCACUGGGGAAGACAGCUUCGAGACGAGUAUGAACUUCGUCAACUCGUCCCGGCCGGCUUUGGGUCGACAAAUUCUCCUGGAGAUGCUGCAAUGGCCACAAAGAGGCAAAAUUUGGUCCCCGUCGAGAGUUUGGUGCACCCUUCGACGAUGUGCGAUGGCUGUUACGAGGUGAUUUCUGGUGAGGCAAGAUGCAAAGCCUGUUUCCUAUUCUCCGCUCGCUAGGCUGACGCUCCACAUCUAUCGCAUGCAUUUUGGGCCUGUAGGACCCUGGUUGCGAUGCUGCAACUGCCCAGCAAGCUACGACGUUUGCGAAGCCUGCGAGGCUAGGCUGGGCCAUAAUCCUAGGCACGCCUUUGCCGUCUUCAAGCAACCUCUGGAUUUGGACUUGUUUAGAUCGGCAGUAGAUAUGGAGGACAACAGAGCUAAUCGACCUCUGCUUCCCUUUCUCCUCACUUGA